This is a messenger RNA of Caretta caretta (loggerhead turtle), 3648 nucleotides long. It is a transcript of the gene SMPD4, whose product is annotated as sphingomyelin phosphodiesterase 4. The record is from RefSeq and is a predicted model, not a curated record. Gene Ontology annotation, biological process: ceramide biosynthetic process; sphingomyelin catabolic process; glycerophospholipid catabolic process. Lineage: Eukaryota; Metazoa; Chordata; Testudines; Cheloniidae. Gene Ontology annotation, molecular function: sphingomyelin phosphodiesterase D activity.
CGACAGCGCCGGUCCCGAGGGGAGGAGGGAGCGGCGGCGGAUUGAAAAUGGUCUGGGGCGGUAGAGCGCGGGACGGGGCAGCGGGGCGAGUGGUUUCCUGAGAUCACACUUCCUUUGGGGUAUUGUAGAAAGACAGUUAUGGCUGUCCCUCACUUACAACAGCCUAGCUUCCUAUUGGCCAGUUUGAAGGCAGAUUGCAUGAACAAGCCCUUUGCUCAGAGGUGUCAUGAUCUGGAGAUAGUCAUUGAAGAUUUUCCUGCCAAGGAACUGCAUGCCAUCUUCCCAUGGCUAGUGGAGAAUAUUUUUGGUAGUUUGGAUGGCAUUAUCAUAGGUUGGAAUCUUCGCUGUUUGCAUGGAAGAGUGAAUCCUACAGAGUAUGCUAUUGCGCUGGAUUUCCUGGAUCCCAGUGGCCCGAUGAUGAAGCUGGUUUACAAACUCCAAGCUGAGGAGUACAGAUAUGAAUUUCCAGUCUCCUAUCUUCCAGGCCCUGUGAAGGCUUCAAUGCAAGAACGAGUCCUACCAGAAUGCUCGCUAUACCACAACAAAGUCCAGUUCCCUCCAUCUGGAGGCCUGGGCUCGAACUUGGCCCUCAAUCCUUUUGAAUAUUACAUGUUUUACUUUGCAAUAAGCCUUAUCACACAGAGGAACUCUCCUACCACCCAUCAUGUCAGCCCUUCAAACAGCGCUUACUUCAGUCUGGUGGACACAUACCUGAAAUGGUUCCUUCCUACAGAAGGAAGUGUUCUUCCUCCACCUUCUUCCAAUCCUGGCGGGGGCAUCCCUUCACCUGCUCCUAGAUCCCCAGCAGUGCCUUUCACUUCUUAUGGCAUACACCACACUAGUCUACUGAAACGGCACAUUGCCCAUCAGCCUUCAGUGAAUGCUGAUCCUGCUUCCCAAGAGAUCUGGAGAUCAGAAACAGUGCUUAAAGUUUUUGUUGAAAUGUGGCUUCACCAUUACUCACUGGAAAUGUAUCAGAAAAUGCAGUCCCCUCAUGUCAAGCUGGAGGUUCUCCACUACCGACUCAGUAUCUCCAGUACACACCACAGUAGUCCUGCCCAAUCCGGCUACCAGGCCCUCCACGCAUACCAAGGAAGAGGAGAUCAGAGAUUGCAUGGCUGUACCCCAAUGAGAGAGGAGUCAUUUAAACCUACAGAAGAGCAUGUGUUAGUGAUAAGACUGCUCGUGAAGCAUCUACAUGCUUUUGCCAACAGCCUGAAACCAGAGCCACUCUCGCCCUCAGCCCAUUCCCAUACAGCCAGCCCACUGGAGGAAUUCAAGAGAGUUGUGAUUCCUCGGUUUGUCCAGCAGAAGCUCUAUAUCUUCCUGCAGCAUUGUUUUGGCCACUGGCCUUUGGAUGCCUCUUUCAGAGCUGUCCUGGAGAUGUGGUUAAGCUACGUGCAGCCCUGGAGAUAUGCUCCUGAGAAACCACUUCAGAGUUCAGAGCCUCAGCCUCGCAGUGUAUCAGAGAAAUGGGCUCCCUUCAUUCAAGAGAACUUACUGAUGUAUACCAAGCUAUUUGUAGGCUUUCUGAACCGAGCUCUCCGCACCGAUUUGGUCAGCGCUAAAAAUGCCCUGAUGGUGUUCCGAGUAGCCAAGGUCUUUGCUCAGCCCAACCUAGCUGAAAUGAUCCAGAAAGGGGAGCAGUUAUUCCUGGAGCCAGAACUUGUUAUCCCUCACCGUCAACACCGAAUUUUCAUGACCCCCACUCUUGGUGGGAGCUUCUUGUCAUCAUGGCCUCCAGCAAUCACAGAUGCCUCAUUUAAGGUGAAGAGUCAUGUUUACUGCUUGGAAGGACAGGACUCCCAGUACAAGCAGAUGUUUGGUCCAGAAGUCAGGAAUUUGGUAUUAAGAUUGGCCCAGUUAAUAGGCCAGGCCAAGCAAACGGCAAAAUCCAUAUCAGACCACUCUGCAGAGACCAUGGCUAGUCAGUCCUUCCUAUCCUGGUUUAGGUUCAGCCCGUCUGACAUGAAUGGUUCCUAUACAGGCAAUGACCUAGAUGAAAUUGGGCAAGACAGCAUCAAGAAAACAGAUGAAUAUUUGGAGAAGGCACAGGAGUACCUAUGCCAGAUCUUUCGGUUGAAUGAAGCGCAGCUGACCCAAAUGAUGAUGAAUUGUGGAGCAGCUCAGGAUGAGAAUGGAAAGAAGCAACUUCCAGACUGCAUUGAGAGUGAGGAUGGACUAAUUCUUACGCCUCUUGGCAGGUAUCAGAUCAUAAAUGGCUUACGGCGGUUUGAGAUCGAGUACCAGGGAGAUACUGACCUUCAGCCCAUUAGAAGUUAUGAAAAUGCCACUCUAGUGCGACUGUUGUUCCAGUUAUCCUCAGCAAUUAAUCAAAGGUUUGCUGAUCAAAUGGAGAUUCUCUGCUCCAGGGAAGACUUUAUUGGCAGCUUGUGUCGCUAUCAUCUUACCAACCCAUUCCUUGCAGAGAAGGGCAGGCACAGCCCAGCACUGAAACAAAGAUCAGGACGUUCUCGGCGACCAAGGAUCAGUCUGAGAUUUCUGGCUAGCUACAGGACUCUUCUUUCUUUGUUCAUGAUGUACUUCAUUGCAUCUUGGUUCUGCAUUGGACCACUGGCCUGCACAUUCAUUAUUCUCCUUGGGUAUCUUCUUUAUGCAGUAGUAAUGACUUUCUUCACUGAAAGGUGGAAACCUCAUCAACACUAAUUUUUCCCUUCAGUGUACAUUGUAAAACAAACUUUUUAAGGAUAAAAGUACAGUGCUUCGUGAUUAAAAGGCUUCGGCAAAGGAUCACUUCAAAACUUUUAAGUGUGUUUUUUGUAUUAAAGUUGAGCCAGAGGGAUGGGUUUGUGGUUGGAGAAACCGCUGUAAUCUGUGUAAAUUCUCUUUUGAUAAACUGUCUUUUCUAUACAGUUUACUGAAUGUGCGGAAUGAGAGACACUGCUUGUGGUUUGGGGAACAACCUCCAAUAGUUGUGGAGCUGAAAUGAACAGCCCAAAGUAGCUAUGGGAAACUACACAUAAAAACAGCUCUAGAUUUGGCAAUCUAUCCAUAUUGCAGCUUUUUACUUUUUCCACUUAAUUUGGGAAUUGGCCAUUUUGAGCUGCUUUCUGCAGGUUUUAUAUCAUGUUGCUGGGGAGGGGGGUUUCAGGGUCACAAAGGCAAUAGUAGCCACAAAUCAUGAGUUCUGGCCACAAAGCUGAAUCCCAAAAAAUCAGUAGGACAAAAAUGACAUGAUUAGCAUAAACAAGUUUUUGGCUUAAAUUACCAGAAAACUGGGGGAAAUUGGUAAUAAUGGUUUGGCUCAGAAACAGGAGAGGGGAGUUGCAUCUUGUUGCCAGAUACAUAUGAUUGCUUUGAUUUGCAAAAAAAUUGCAUUAUAAAUAUUUCAAAGUACCAGGAAAGGUAGAGGAGCUGGCAGCUGAAAUCCCAUAGCCUAGCACAGGGACUAACUCUGCAUUCCCUUUUCUGAACCAAUACAUACUUGUUGUCUUCACUGGUCCCUGUCUUUUCAAAAUGAGGAACUUUCCAUGUUUCCUGAUAACUGCAUUUCCAACUUAUGUUUACCAAAUCCAGUGAACCUUUCACUCAUCUUGUUCAAUCAAAUUUCUCUUUGUGGUACAAGUUUCUUCUUUUGAAACCGUGUAUGUAAAUUAAAGUGCUCGCUUGAUUUAUUUUUAAAGCAAA